Coffea eugenioides is the source of this 2955-nucleotide messenger RNA. Its product is annotated as putative rRNA methyltransferase. Gene Ontology annotation, molecular function: rRNA (uridine-2'-O-ribose)-methyltransferase activity; rRNA (guanine) methyltransferase activity. Gene Ontology annotation, cellular component: nucleus; nucleolus; preribosome, large subunit precursor. The transcript has 11 exons. Gene Ontology annotation, biological process: maturation of 5.8S rRNA from tricistronic rRNA transcript (SSU-rRNA, 5.8S rRNA, LSU-rRNA); rRNA methylation; maturation of LSU-rRNA from tricistronic rRNA transcript (SSU-rRNA, 5.8S rRNA, LSU-rRNA). Bases 147 to 2630 code for a protein of 827 amino acids. The record is from RefSeq and is a predicted model, not a curated record. Lineage: Eukaryota; Viridiplantae; Streptophyta; Magnoliopsida; Gentianales; Rubiaceae.
UUCCCAAGGCACUCUGCCUAACUGGUUCAACCUUGUCCAGAUGUCCCUCACUAAAACCCUAAUAAGAUAAUCACAAACUAACUCAUUCUAAAAGUUCCGCUUCUCCUCCAGCCAAAAAACCCUAACUCCAGAAGCGAGAUACAGAAAUGGGGAAAGUGAAAGGAAAGCAUCGUUUGGACAAAUACUAUCACUUAGCCAAAGAACACGGCUACAGAUCCCGAGCCGCAUGGAAAUUAGUUCAGCUCGACUCCAAAUUCGGCUUCCUCCGCUCAGCUCGUUCUGUUCUAGACCUCUGUGCCGCUCCUGGAGGUUGGAUGCAAGUUGCAGUCGAACGUGUCCCUGUCGGCAGCUUCGUUAUCGGCGUCGACCUCGAUCCCAUCCGCCCUAUCCGCGGCGCAAUUGCAAUUCAGGAGGACAUCACUACUCCCAAGUGUAGAGCUGCCGUUAAGAAUCUAAUGGCCGAGAACGGCUGUAAGGCGUUUGAUUUGGUGCUUCACGAUGGUUCGCCCAACGUUGGUGGUGCUUGGGCCAAGGAAGCUACUGGUCAGAAUGCUUUGGUUAUCGACUCUGUUAAGCUCGCCGCUGAGCUUUUAGCUCCUAAAGGAACAUUUGUCACCAAGGUUUUCAGGUCUCAAGAUUACAGUGCUGUUGUUUAUUGUCUUAAGCAGCUUUUUGAGAAAGUUGAGGUGGAUAAGCCUCUGGCUAGUCGUUCAGCAUCUGCAGAAAUUUAUGUUUUAGGAUUUAGGUAUAAGGCUCCUGCUAAGAUUGAUCCUCGUCUUCUUGAUGUAAAGCAUCUUUUUGAAAGAGGCAAAGAUCCGCCUAAGGUUGUCGAUGUACUUAGGGGAACAAAGCAAAAGAGACAUCGCGAUGGCUAUGAAGAUGGGGACACAACAUUGAGGAAAGUAUCAUCAGCCGCGGAUUUUAUUUGGUCUGAGGCUCCUCUCGAGAUCCUUGGUUCAGUUACUACCAUAACUUUUGAGGACCCCGCCUCUUUGCCAAUAAAGGAUCACAAUAUGACCACUGAGGAGGUUAAGGCAUUGUGUGAUGACUUGCGUGUUCUAGGGAAGCAAGACUUCAAGCACCUGUUAAAAUGGCGUAUGCAUAUAAGAAAGGCAUUGUCUCCUUCACAAAAGUCUACUUCUGCAUCCAAAGAAACUGGAGAUGAGAUGGAAGAGGAUGAAGAUCAGAAAGUUCUUAAUGAAAUGGAGGAGUUGACAUAUGCCAUGGAGCGGAAGAAAAAAAGAGCAAAAAAACUUCUGGCGAAGAGGAGAGCCAAGGACAAAGCACGAAAGGCUCUAGGAAUGCAAGUAGACGCAACAGUGGAUGGCUAUACUGAUCAGGAGCUGUUUUCUUUAUCUUCGAUUAAGGGAAAGAAAGAUCUAGUUGCUGUUGAUAACAAUGAGUAUGAUGAUGAAGCUGGUGAGGCAGGAACGAGUGACAAUGAAGAAAGCCAUGAUGAAGCUUAUGAUGGUACAUCUAGUGAUGCAGAUUCUGAUGAAGAACGGAGGCGAUAUGACGAGCAAGUGGAACAAUUACUUGAUGAAGCUUAUGAACAGUUUGUCGUGAAAAAGGAAGGAAAAGCGAAACAGAGAAAGCGGGCAAAACAGAAUCAAGAUGAUCAACUUUUUGAAGACGGCAAUGAUGAUGAUGCAAUUCAUUCCGACCAAGACUCGGAUAAUGAUCGUGGAGUUAGGGAAGUAAACCCUCUUGUUGUCCCACUUGUGGAGGACAUGCCAACCCAGGAAGAGAUUGCAGCGAAGUGGUUUAGUCAAGAUGUUUUUGCAGAGGAUGAUGAGGAGGAAGAUUUGGGGACGGUUGACAGUGAUGAUGAAAUGCAGCUCGAUGGUCCUGGAGAAUCUCUAAAGAGGAAAGCGGAUGAUGGACUUAAAGAACAGCUCAGGGGUCCUGAAAAGAAAGCAGCAAGCACUUUGCAGCAUGCCCAAGUUUCCAAGUCAAAUGAAGAUUUUGAAAUAGUUCCUGCUCCAGCAACAGAUUCGAGUGACUCAUCAUCAUCAGAUGACUCGGAUGAAGAUGAGAUAGAAACAAAAGCUGAGAUAUUGGCUUAUGCCAAAAAGAUGCUGAGAAAGAAGCAGAGGGAAGAAAUACUUGAUGAUGCAUACAACAAAUACAUGUUUCAUGAUGUUGGGUUGCCAAAGUGGUUUGUUGAUGAAGAAAAGAAGCACUACCAGCCAAUCAAACCUGUCACAAAAGAAGAGGUUGCUGCAAUGAGAGCUCAAUUCAAGGAAAUUGAUGCUCGACCUGCAAAGAAAGUUGCAGAGGCCAAGGCCCGAAAGAAACGUGUUACAUUUAGGAAGUUGGAGAAAGUCAGGAAGAAGGCAAACUCCAUAUCCGACCAGGCAGACAUCUCUGAUCGUUCAAAGAGAAAAAUGAUUGAACAACUUUACAGUAAGGCAACACCUAAAAGACCUAAAAAGGAAUAUGUGGUAUCUAAGAAAGGGGUUCAAGUUAAGGCUGGUAAAGGUAAAGUCCUUGUUGAUAGACGAAUGAAAAAGGACGCAAGGUCACAUGGAAUGAGCAAGCAGGGCAAAGGGAAGAAGGGAAUACAGAAAGGUAAAGGGUCUGCUGGUAAACGAGGAAAGGUUGGUAGAAAAGAGAAUAAAAGAAAGUAGAUAGGAGGGAGGUGUUUUAGGGCAGACCUGAUUAAUUCUUUGAGUACAGCAAAGAGCGGCGAAGAUUUUGCCUUGGACGUUUUGUUUCCUCACGUUUUAUUUGAUUUUUGAGGCCUUUAACCUGUGCCCAGGUUCUGGCUAUGGAAUUAGCAGUAGGAUGGAGCCUGAGCGCUUCAAUUUCACUAGUGAGAUGCUAGGAAGGCUAAAUUAUAGUGGCAACAGAGGUUCAUGCAGUUUCCGAGUAAUUGUUGCUAAUUACAAUGAUGUCUUGAAAAAGAAACUGCUGCGAACGAAAUUGGUCGUACUUGUUUCAACUUCAGUAACA